Molecule: messenger RNA, 765 nt
Organism: Penicillium psychrosexuale
Lineage: Eukaryota; Fungi; Ascomycota; Eurotiomycetes; Eurotiales; Aspergillaceae
Product: putative nucleoside-diphosphate-sugar epimerases
Exons: 2
Coding region: 1-765 (254 amino acids)
Source: RefSeq, a predicted model, not a curated record
AUGCAUCUUAUCCUCACAGGGGCCACCGGGCUGGUUGGGUCUUCAGUGCUCGACGCCAUGCUCAAAAACGCAGCAGUGUCCAAGAUCUCAAUCCUGAGCCGAAGCCCCGUGCGAAUGGCAGAAGACGCAAAAGAUCCACGAGUACAUGUCAUCACCCACACAGACUUUGAAUCAUACAAGCCAGAGCUGCUCAACCAAUUGAAAGAUGCGGAUGGAUGUGUUUGGGCCCUAGGGAUAAGCCAGACUAAGGUCGCCAAAGAACAAUACGUCAAGAUAACCAAGGAUUAUACCCUGGCGGCUGCCAAUGCGUUUUCCACAAUCAAGCCAUCAAAUCAUCCCUUCCGAUUCAUCCAUGUAUCUGGUGAAGGAGCCACCCAGACUCCUGGGCGAUUCUCGCCGAUAUUUGCGAGAGUAAAGGGCGAGACAGAAGCGCUGCUUGGAACGCUGUCCGAGCAAAAUCCGACCUUUCGGGUCGAUAGCGUGAGGCCUGCAUUCGUUGAUCCGGCGACGCACGAUGCCAUCAAACCAUAUAUUCCAUCUGGUGCAACGGCUGGAGUUGUUGCAAAUCUUGGAGUAGCGUUGCUUGGCCCGGGUAUUCGGUGCUUUAUGAAGUCGAUGCAUUCUCCAACGGAACAGCUUGGGUCGUUCUUGACGGAAAUGGCGAUGGGACGCUAUGAAGCAAAAUUGGAGGGUCCGGGGGUAUUCAGACUGGGAGGAGGUUAUGUCAUUGAGAACAUUGGUAUGCGGAGAAUUUUGGGGUUGUGA